This is a messenger RNA of Hipposideros armiger (great roundleaf bat), 1160 nucleotides long. RefSeq names its product protocadherin alpha-3-like. Gene Ontology annotation, cellular component: plasma membrane. Gene Ontology annotation, molecular function: calcium ion binding. The annotation marks the transcript as partial. The transcript has a single exon. Lineage: Eukaryota; Metazoa; Chordata; Mammalia; Chiroptera; Hipposideridae. Gene Ontology annotation, biological process: homophilic cell-cell adhesion. The record is from RefSeq and is a predicted model, not a curated record.
GACCGCGAGGAGCUGUGCGGGCGGAGCCUGGAGUGCAGCAUCCACCUGGAGGUGAUCGUGGAGAGGCCGCUGCAGAUUUUCCACGUGGAUGUGGAGGUAAAGGACAUUAAUGACAACCCGCCGGUUUUUCCAAUGGCAGUAAAAAAAUUGUUUAUUUCCGAAUCCCGGCCGCCUGGUUCUCGGUUUCCGCUAGAGGGCGCAUCAGAUGCAGAUAUAGGAGCGAAUUCGCAAUUAACUUACAGUCUUAACUCCCAUGAAUAUUUUACCUUGGAUGUUAAAAGAAAUGAUGAGGAAAUUAAAUCCCUUGGACUCGUGUUGAAAAAACCUUUAAAUCGAGAGGACACUCCUGAGCAUCACUUACUAAUAAUGGCAGUUGAUAGUGGCAAACCAGAGCUCACUGGCACUACUCAACUAAAGAUCACUAUUUUAGAUGUAAACGACAACCCCCCAGAAUUUGAGAGGACGGUCUACAAAGUCAGAUUAUUCGAAAAUGCACCAAAUGGUACCCUAGCAGUGGUUGUUAACGCCUCUGAUUUGGAUGAAGGAGUAAAUAAGGAUAUUGUAUAUUCUUUCAAUACAGACACCUCAGCAGAUACUCUGUCUAAAUUCCACUUAGACCCAGUUAAUGGAUACAUCACUGUAAAGGGUAACAUAGAUUUCGAGGAAACUAAGUUGUAUGAAAUCCAGGUAGAAGCGACAGAUAAAGGAACUCCUCCAAUGGCAGGCCACUGCACUGUUUUAGUAGAAAUUUUGGACACCAAUGAUAAUAUACCCGAGUUGGUUAUCAAAUCACUAUCGUUACCUGUAUUAGAAGACGCUCCAGUUGGCACGGUCAUCGCCUUGAUUAGCGUGUCAGACCGCGACUCCGGUGCCAACGGACAGGUGACCUGCACCCUGACGUCCCAUGCCCCAUUUAAGCUGGUGUCCACUUUUAGAAAUUACUAUUCGCUGGUGCUGGACAGCGCCCUGGACCGCGAGAGCAUGGUGAACUAUGAGCUGGUGGUGACCGCGCGGGACGGGGGCUCACCUUCACUAUCGGCCACCGCCAGCGUGUCUGUGGAGGUGGCCGAUGUGAACGACAACGCGCCGGCGUUCGCGCAGCCCGAGUACACAGUGUUCGUGAAGGAGAACAACCCGCCCGGCUGCCACAUCUUCACGGU